AUGUCGUCGUACCUGAAUAAUCUCCUUACCAAUACUACGUCACGGUACACCAACCUUCGCCGGCAGCUACUCUCCGACGAGAACGACGGCGACACAGAAGAGGAUUCACACAUCUCUCGAGUCCUCCGCGCAUACUACACAGAGAAAGGUCGCCCGUACCCGCAAUGGCUACCACCUGACCCACGAGCCCCGCAACCGCAGCCGGCGCAGCAAUUUGUGUCCUCAGCCGGGCGACAGCAGGGCCAGGGCGCACCGAUGGGACGGGGAGGCGGAGGUCUGAGUGAUCUUUGGGACAGUCCAGUACCGCAACAACAGGUACAGCAGCCCUCGUCGUUGCGCAGGGGCGCAGGGGCAGGAGCAGGAGCGCGACCGCUUCAGGGUCGCAUGGGCAGCUCUUUAACACCAGAGCCACAGGGCCAAGGCAGGCCACUACCAAGCCAAAGAGCUGGCAGCUACCAAAGCUCCAUGACCGCAGGAGGCCGUCAAGGCGCCGACCCAUCCCCACCACCAAGUGCAGGAGGAGGCACUACAGCACAGGAGAGGCUCAAGCAGCGAUUGUGGGGCUCAGGGAGACCGGCAAGUCCAGCGCAAAGCACAUCGUCUGUGGGCUCAGGGCCACCAGCAAGAGUGUCUUACGAACGUCCCGCGCCAGGUGGCAGAGCCCCACACCCGGACGACCGCAACCAUUCAGCUGGUGGCAGCGGUGGAGGAAGACAGCAGGCCUCGUCUGGCGACUACGAUCCAUAUGCACCAGGGAGCUACGGCGGAAGCGCACCACAGCGCGCACCCCCUGGUGGAGGACGUGUUGCGUGCCCUGUUUGCCCCGCCAUGGCCUCUCCGGCACCACCGAGCCCGCCUUCGCCGUCCGCCUCGUUCUACGAUGUGAGCGACGACGACGAGGGCGAGUACAAUACGAUCAGACACGCAGAGAGUGGGAAAGGCGUGAAGCUACUGUACACUAAGAGUAAAGUAUACAUCCACCCCUCGCCCUCCGCCAAAGACAACAUUCCAGGCUUCAUAGCACUUGUGCAGCAAAAGUCGCCCAAAAACACAAACGAUGCUCGCCCUACUUCUUCAUCCUCUUCGAAGAGCGUCAGCUCAUCCUCCCUACUCCUUGCCUGGCUGCCCGAGUCUGGCUUGGGUGAUGCCUACGAUACUUAUGUGAAGGUCGACCUGUCCGACUCGGCUUCUCCUCCCAAGACGUCGUACCUUGUUCCUCCGCCGCCAACGACCUCCUCGCAUACAGUCACUCCCGGCUAUGCCUUUGCUCUUCCCGUGAGCGAGAUAUACUCUCUGUUGGUACGACCGCCAAGCUUGGGAUGGUGGUUCGGCAGCGUCGUGGUGAACACUCGCGCAGGCGACAGCUUUCCUGCGCUCUUCUUCCACGAUAGCGAGUGUCAGUCUACAAUCUUACAAAGGAAGAAACUCGCAAGAGAAACAUUCGAUCCGUUCGGCGAUGGCGGUGGCAUGUUCUGGGGUGGCGACGAGGUCCUGAGAUGGUUGAAACGAUACGUCACCGUUGAACGAUCCGCCCAUGACCCUAGCAUAUAUCUCGUCGAACCCACGGAAGAUGACAAGAAAUCUUUUGGCAAGGAUGCGCCAGGAUCUGCGAAGAAGACGAGGGAUGGCGAGGCUUCGGCACAGACACCGGGCAAGCGAGAUGGUGGCAUGGAUCCGGUCACCAAAGCACUGAAGGAAGCCAGAUGGAACAUCCUCGAGAAGCUGAGCCAGGUCACAACAUUCACCCGAAAGACUGCACAGGCGGUUGUCGACAAUCCGAAGAUCCCACCUCAGGUUAGGCGCCUGAUCCAAAAUCCGGAAGUGCAGACUCUACAAGAUGAGUUUGACAGCGCACGCAUAUAUCUGGCUAGGUGGGCCAUGGGUAUCGCUGAACAAAGUGAGCGGGACCGCAACCAGAGGAUAUGGACGGCAAAGGAUGUUCUAGCGAUGGAGGAAGGCGAACUCGGCGAUUUCGAGAUUCUCGACAUGGACAAGAUGACAAUGGCAGACCGAAGGAAGCCGGUCACACUGGAAGAGUGGAAAGGAUUUUUUGAUGUCACCGGCCGGCUACAGCUGACGCCAGACGAAGUCAAGGAGCGCAUCUUCCACGGUGGUCUUCACCCGGAUGAUGGUGUACGGAAAGAGGCCUGGCUGUACCUCCUGGGUGUUUAUGACUGGGACAGCAAUGAGGAAGAGCGCCGUGCAAAUAUCAACAGUCGCCGGGAUGAGUACAUCCGUCUGAAGGGUGCGUGGUGGGAGCGAAUGGUCGAAGGUAACCAAACCGAAGAGCAAGCUGAAUGGUGGAAGGAGCAGAAGAAUCGCAUCGAGAAGGACGUGCAUCGAACAGAUCGCACCAUUCCAAUUUUCGAAGGAGAAGAUAUUCCUCAUCCUGACCCGGACUCGCCUUUCGCCGACGUUGGCACGAAUGUGCAUCUUGAGCAGAUGAAGGAUAUGCUCCUCACCUACAACGAGUACAAUAAGGACCUUGGCUACGUUCAGGGUAUGAGCGACUUGCUUGCGCCCAUCUACGCAGUCAUGCAGGAUGAUGCAGUUGCCUUUUGGGGCUUUGUUGGGUUCAUGAACCGAAUGGAGCGAAACUUCCUUCGCGACCAGUCUGGCAUGCGCAAGCAGCUCACGACACUCGACCACCUCGUACAGCUCAUGGACCCCAAGCUUUACCUCCACCUUCAGUCUGCUGACUCGACGAACUUCUUUUUCUUCUUCCGCAUGUUGCUUGUCUGGUACAAGCGCGAGUUUGAGUGGGCAGAUGUUCUGCGACUGUGGGAAUCAUUGUGGACGGACUACUACAGCGGCAACUUCCACAUCUUUAUAGCUCUUGCGAUCCUUGAGAAGCACCGAGAUGUCAUAAUGGCGCACCUGAAGCACUUCGAUGAGGUGCUAAAGUAUGUCAACGAGCUUUCCGGUACGAUGGACCUGGAGUCAACACUUGUACGCGCUGAGUCACUGUUCAAGCGGUUUCAAAGGACCGUCGAGACGGUCGACAAGAAAGGCAACUUCCCAUCUGCCCCACAGGCAAGGCAAAGGAAGCAGUUGGCUGCGAUAGCUUCAGGACCAGGCCCGAUGCUCAAGACGCAAGACUCGAAUGCGCAGGCUUCGUCAUCUGGUACUGAUAAGGGCAAACAAGCAAGCACAGACAACGGCGCAGAAGCAAAGGUUAUCAGCCCAGAGCUUCGAGGCUUACUCAGUCGAAAGAUAGAUAUACUCGAUAAGGCGACGGUUGUCGCGAAGGGAGGUGGAGUUGGGUUAUGA
Didymella exigua CBS 183.55 is the source of this 3270-nucleotide messenger RNA. RefSeq lists its product as uncharacterized. The coding region runs from base 1 to 3270 and encodes 1089 amino acids. The record is from RefSeq and is a predicted model, not a curated record. The transcript has 6 exons. NCBI's taxonomy places the organism in Eukaryota, Fungi, Ascomycota, Dothideomycetes, Pleosporales, Didymellaceae. Gene Ontology annotation, biological process: activation of GTPase activity. Gene Ontology annotation, molecular function: GTPase activator activity.